ACUACCAGGCGUUUGGACCACUGGUGGUUUACAACCCACCAGGAGGCCUUUUAGAUGGACAUGGGCAGUCAGAGCCAUCUGCUGGACUGAUGGACCUCAGUGAGGUUGGACCAGAGAUAAACAGUGAACAGGUGGAGUCCUCGCCAGAUGAUUCUAAUCUGAUGUACGAUUACUUUGACCAGCCUUCAGCUCAGAUCCCUGAGCUGCCCUGGGAGGUGCUGGACUCGCACACUGAGGUGGGUGAAAACCACCGUCAGGCCUCAGAGAGCUACAACCAUGUCACAGAUGUGCCAGUGUCCACCUCAGAGACCUCCCAGCUGGGAAGGGGUUUCAAUCACAGUCCCCAAAGCCGGUCUGUCCCAGCCGUUUAUCCUGCAUCUCAGAACCACGAGCUCCAACGCACCCCGACCGCGGUACGAAGGGAUGUGAAGGAGGCUUCAGUCCUUCCAGAGGAAGCUGCUGUUCCCGAGGUGGAGAUGAACACCCAGAGCUGGGGAGAAGAAGAGACGCCUGCUGGUGGUCCAGAACAAGCUGCAGAAGAUGAGAAGUGGACUGAGGUCAGUGAGGCCUCAGACCAGAAUCCAUCCUUCUCUGCAGGACUGGAACCAGAGGAGCAGAUUCAUCUUCGCCCCGACAUGGUGGAGCCAUUGUCGGACCACAGAGGGAACUCCAAUGUUAGGAAUCACUCAGCAGUUCCACAUCUUCCUGGGGAUCAGCUGUUUGAAGUGGCUGUGGAGGUGACUUUCCCUCAGGACUUGGAGUCCUGGGACGACCAGGCCAGGUCGCUGCUGCUGUCAGUGAAGACUUUGAUCAGCAAGCAGCUGGAGGCUCUGCACUCUCCACUGUCCAUGUCCUCGAAAAGAAUCAAAAGGUUGAAUGCAGGAGUGCUGUACAUCCUCUGGCUGCAGAUCAAACAGAGCCCUGGAGGUCUGCAGGGCCACAGGGCCGUGCACUCGGCCCUGCAGGGACUCAUUGCCAUGAGGGUCAGCUUCAGGGAGAGCCACGAGACGGCGGUCAUCAUCUCGAUGUCGACUGCAGAUGUAAAUGAGUGUGGGACCCAGCUGGUGCUGUGCGACAUUAAUGCAGACUGUGUGAACCACUUUGGUUCGUAUUCUUGCCACUGCAGACCGGGCUUCCAGGAUGAGUCCCGCCUGGGAUCUGGAGGAACUGUGUGCGUGGACUUGAAAGCUGCAGGCUGCAGCUCAGGCCUCUCGGCCGAGACUAGAGGCGUCUACGUGCUCUUCUUCCUGCUCAGCACCCUCAUCCUGAUGCUGCUGGUGGUGGCCGGCGUGAUCAGCAGCAGCAGCAUCUCUCCUCCUGACCUCAACAACAACGACCACCAUCAUGAUCAUGACUACUCCUGCCCUGCUGACUCCCACCUGCCUCCCCCUCCUCCGCCCACCCGGGGCCCCAGAGGCAGCUGGACUCACAGGAAGGAGCACUAUCCGGCCGUGGACCUGCCACUGCUGCGCUUCAGCCCGCUUGUGCCCCCGGAUGGCUACAUGGAGCCUCAGGAGAAUGAGAGGAAGUGA
Molecule: messenger RNA, 1532 nt
Organism: Monopterus albus (swamp eel)
Lineage: Eukaryota; Metazoa; Chordata; Actinopteri; Synbranchiformes; Synbranchidae
Exons: 9
Coding region: 90-1532 (480 amino acids)
Molecular function (GO): calcium ion binding
Source: RefSeq, a predicted model, not a curated record